Messenger RNA from Lodderomyces parapsilosis, 1929 nucleotides. RefSeq names its product sterol acyltransferase (gene ARE2). The transcript has a single exon. Gene Ontology annotation, cellular component: endoplasmic reticulum membrane. The record is from RefSeq and is a predicted model, not a curated record. Bases 1 to 1929 code for a protein of 642 amino acids. NCBI's taxonomy places the organism in Eukaryota, Fungi, Ascomycota, Pichiomycetes, Serinales, Debaryomycetaceae. Gene Ontology annotation, biological process: ergosterol metabolic process. Gene Ontology annotation, molecular function: ergosterol O-acyltransferase activity.
AUGGUCAAGAAAAUAGAUACCGGAGAUAAGCUAGAUUUCAUAUCGGACAGAAUUAAUCGCAGAGAUUUGCUCGAUAUCAACAAUGAUUAUAAUGCGUCAUCAAGCGAUACAGAUGAAACAGAAGGAUCCGCUUUUGAGAAAGAUCCUACGGAUUUGUCUGACAUAACUCCCCCAAUCUCAGCAAUUUCGGGUACUUCAGGCUCGCUGAAUGAUGGUUAUUUUAACAAAGAAUCAAACGCUGUGAAAUCCACUGGAAGGAAAGCACCCAGCAGUCCACUUGCCAAAUAUGAUAGCUUCAGAUCUCGCAAGGAAAAAUCUUCAAGAUUGCCUCGAAUUGGUAGUACUAGCCUGGAUGUUUCGGAGACAGAUAUCACCUUGGAUGGGUUGGUUAGAUACGUCUCGGAGCAAGACCAUCAGCGAUUAGUGAGACGAAAAUCACGGUCAGGAGAGAGUUCUGAAAAGAAACGCAAGGAAAAGUAUAGAUUAAAGUUUGGGGAUUUGUCGUUCUCAGGUAAAAGUACCAUUUUCGAUUCACAUGAAUUUGUCAAGUCAGAAUUUUAUGGCUUUUACAUUUUAUUUUGGUUAUCCACCGCAUUUAUCAUGUUUAAAGAAUUAGUACAUAUGUACUUUGAAAGUUAUGCCUCAUUUUGGGAGUGGGAAGUUGUCCAAGUUUUGCAGCGUGAUCUAUUUAAAGUUGCUUUAACUGAUUUGGCAAUGUACACAACAUCAUACUUUCCGCUAUUGGUUCAAAUUUUAUGCAAACAAGGUUGGCUCAGCUGGAGACGUUUCGGCUGGAUUUUUCAAGGUAUUUACGAAAUUGAAUUUUUUGCAGUGUACUUUUGGUUUGUGCACUACAUGGCAUACCCAUGGAUUGCCAGAGUGUUUUUAGUGUUGCACAGUCUUGUGUUUGUUAUGAAGAUGCAUUCAUACGGAUAUUACAAUGGAUAUAUGUGGUCUGUUUUCAAUGAGGGUAUGUUUCUGGAACGGUACCUUCAUCAAUUGGAGAACAAUGAAGUUGAACUCCCCGAGGGUCACGAAUUGGAAAAGACAAUCUCCAUUUUAAAAAGCAGUAUUGAGUUCACAACGUAUGAAUUGGAGUAUCAAUCAAGGGCUACGUCAAAUAAACCCGAACUAGAUGAGAGGAAGUGUGAAGAAGCGGUUCUUGGUAUUUCGUUUGCCGAAUUGCAGGAACGAGACUUGAUCAAAUUCCCACAAAAUAUCAACUUUUGGAACUUUUUUGAGUACAGCAUGUUCCCCACAUUGGUCUACACUAUACGGUAUCCAAGAACUGACAAAGUAAGGUGGCUCUAUGUGUUUGAAAAAGUGUGUGGUAUAUUUGGCCUUAUAUUUCUCAUGAUAUUUGUGGCGGAGACCAAUAUGUUACCUAUAGUCAAGAGGGCAGCCAUUAUACGAAAACUCCCCGUGCACGAACGAGCUAGCCAAUACUUUUUCGUAUUAAUCGAUAUGAUCCCACCAUUUUUGUCGGAGUAUUUGUUUACGUUCUUCCUCAUAUGGGAUUCUAUAUUGAAUGCCCUUGCGGAGUUGACUUUGUUUGCUGAUCGUGAUUUUUAUGGUCCUUGGUGGUCAUGUACUGAUUUUUCAGAAUUUGCAAGAUUAUGGAACAAACCAGUUCACAAUUUUCUUCUUCGCCAUGUUUAUCAUUCGAGCAUCAGUGCAUUGAAAGUCAGCAAAGCUAAUGCCGCUGUGAUCACAUUUGUCAUAUCCAGUAUAGUUCAUGAGUUGGUUAUGUAUGUGAUUUUUGGCACCUUCCGUGGAUAUUUAUUUUUGUUUCAAAUGUUGCAGAUUCCACUAGUGAUGAUAAGCAGGACGAAAUUCAUGAGAGAUAAGAAGGUAUUGGGUAAUUGUAUUUGUUGGUUUGGAUUUAUAAGUGGGCCCAGUAUAAUAUGUACGCUAUACUUGGUAUAUUGA